CUUCCUCCUCCACCUCCUUCAUUUGGCUUUAAUGAUAUCCAGCGACGUUCCAUGAAAAAGCUGAACUGGGACACCAUUCCCAGCCAGCGCGUCCUGGGCAAAUUGAACGUCUGGACGUCUAUGCGGCCUCAGAGGGUCCUCGAGCUGGAUAUUCAGAGCAUUGAGGAGUUGUUCAGUCAUGUAGACAAACGGGCAUCGCUGCGCAACUCAAAAGUCAUGGGUCUGAAUACGUGUGAUAACUUGGACCUCUUUCCACAGGAACCUAAGGUCACAAUCCUUGACUCUAAAAAAAGCAUGAAUAUUGGGAUCUUUCUGAGACAUUUCAAAAGGCCAGUGGCAGACAUUGUGCAGGACAUUAGUCAAGCAAACAGACUUGGAUUUGGAUUAGGCGAACUACAAGAGCUUUGCAAACUACUGCCUGAAGAAAGAGAGGUGAAGCAGCUGCUGUCGUUCAGUGGGAAUCUCUCCGUGUUACCCGAGGCUGACCGCUUUAUGGUGCAGCUGGUCAAAGUGCCGGGCUAUGAGGAACGUCUGAAAACGAUGGUGCUGAGAGAGGAAUUCUUCCCUCUUAUGGAGGAGGUGAAGAUCUCUGUUGCUGUCAUGACCAAAGCAGCUAAUGAGCUGUUGGACUGUGACGACCUCCACUCAGUCAUUCGGCUGGUAUUAAAAGCGGGGAAUUACAUGAACGCUGGCGGUUACAGUGCAAAUGCCAUCGGCUUCAGGAUGACCUCUCUGCUCAAUCUGGCAGACACCAAGGCCAACAAGCCGGGCAUGAACCUCAUGCACUAUGUUGCCAAGCAAGCCGAGGACAUCGAUGCCGAGUUGCUGACGUUCCACACCCAGCUGGAGCACAUUGGGUUGGGAGCAAGAGUUUGUAAAGAGGAAGUCAUCACGGACUUUGAGAGGCAACUCAAAAAGGUCAAGGAAGUGAAAUUGUACUGCAGCAGACAGCCUGGCCUCUUACAACAAAUGGAGACAUUUUUCUUGAGGGCUGAGGCCAAGCUGGCAGAUGUGGAGUUCUCCGUUCUGGAGCUGAAGGCUCUUAGCAAUGCUGUCGCUGAAUAUUUCUGUGAAGACCCGGCUACCUUCAAACUGGAGGAGUGCUGCUCCAUCUUCCAUUCGUUCUGCAAGCGAUUUGACACGGCUGUAAAGGAGAAUCAAGAGCGAGAGGCAGCCGACCAGAGGCGCAAGCGGAAGGAGAGUAUGCGCUUUGUAGCCAAACGCCGCUCCAUAGUGUCUUGCCCAGGACCCAACACUGAGCGGGACUCAGGUAUCGAGUCUGCCUUACACAGCUUUCUCUCCUCCGCUCCAGAGGGAGUCGUCAGAAACAGGAAGAAGAUACUGCCCCCAAUCGAAGGAUCUCCUGUUGAACGCAGCGCUUCGGUUCCAUCGCUAGAAAAAAUGGAGACUCCGCCCCGUACUAGACCCGAGAAGAAACAACCCAUACUGCAGGAAAAAGACGGGCAAAUAAGUGAUCUAGAAAAAAAAGAAGAAGCUGACAAAAUGCGUGAGAUAAGCAGGAAGGUGCUUCACUAUCAAAGCAGCAGAAGCAGCCUUAAUGGGAGCAGAGAUUCAGACACUCCCCUACGGUCGGAGAGAGCACAGGACACACCGGGCACCCCGAGUACCCCGAGUACCCCGAGUACCCCUCAGCCUCGAACCAGAGACUUCUUCUUCUCCAACAACGGUGAUUCGGGCUCCCCAUGGACGAUCCUGAGCCCUUUUACUAGCUCCCAAAGAAACGCCAGACACCUACGCAGACUAUCCUCAACUCCAAGUGGGAAAGACUUUGAUGAAGUGUGGGAGAUGGACAAAGGCAGUUCCUCUGAACCGGACACUCCAACAUCUCCCCCAGAGGGUCCUGCCUCCCUCCCUGAGUGCCCCAGUCUAAGAGCUCUGUCGCAGGCUCCCAUCCUCAGGUCUGUUUCCAUGGAUGGAACCAUGCAAUUUCCAGCCACUGGUUUCCGGCUGGGAGACUUCAUCCUGAGAAGCAUGUCUCAGAGGUCAUACUCCUCUGGAUCAAGGACAGAAUACAGGAGAGAUGGAGGAGGAAGAGUGUCUUCAUUGCUUGGCAGGAAGGCUGGGAAUCAUGUAGAAGACCAGGGGAGCUCCUCGGGGCUCCUCUCUUUCUUCAGGCGCAUCGGAGGCAAAAGUAGGCCGUACGAUGUGGAAGAGCUAGAAUAUAUAUAACAUUUUUUUAUUUAUAGACCAAGGCCAAGCUUUGUCGUUUUUCUAUGUUUAAGCAUUUUAAAUGAGUUUGUCUUUUUGUAUUGAUAUGGUUUUACCCUUCAGUGGAACCAAUGCAAAUAGGGACUUGCUUUGAACUGUGAAGGUUUUGUUUUUGUGAGGGUCAAACCAUGUUCAAAAAUAUCUUCUCUUUUUUUGUCUUUUUGUGCGCAAUAAAGUGUAUUAUUCUACCUUUUUUA
Molecule: messenger RNA, 2426 nt
Organism: Trematomus bernacchii (emerald rockcod)
Lineage: Eukaryota; Metazoa; Chordata; Actinopteri; Perciformes; Nototheniidae
Gene: fhdc3
Product: FH2 domain containing 3
Exons: 11
Source: RefSeq, a predicted model, not a curated record